Molecule: messenger RNA, 1914 nt
Organism: Hymenoscyphus albidus
Lineage: Eukaryota; Fungi; Ascomycota; Leotiomycetes; Helotiales; Helotiaceae
Source: the annotation of a GenBank genome assembly
AUGGACAAAGACGACUUGCAAGCUCUUUGGCUUAGCCACAUGCAAAAAAACCCCUAUAGCAGAUGGGUCAAAGAGAACGGAGAGAUUAAACCCCACAAAGACACUGCCCAUGGUCACCAACAGAUUCAAAGUGACAGUGAUGGAACGCACUUUCUUAUUUUGAAGAAUGGUCAACGCAGAGAAAUCGUUUUGGCCGACGAGGUUUGUGGUGUCGUACUGCGUGAAUGGUCAACUUUCAAGCCUCAGCACAAGAGGCCUUUCAUACCAUAUCUAUUCAGACAAUAUGCAGGAUUUUCUCACUUGGACAUUGAGUUUAUCAUAACAGAGUACAAAAAGAGCAAGAAGGCACUUAAGGGAAAAGCUCGCGAUAUGGCUUCUGGAAAUCUUCUACCCAACGAUGAGCACUCGGAAAGAGUCUUGGGACUCGCUCCUCCAACUGAAAAUUCUGCUCCUUCUGGCGCCACUUCAUUGUCACAUUCACUCAACACCAAUACUGGAUUGCCUCAGGCUCAGAGCGACGCGCAUUAUCCUCAUUUCCAGAUUUCAGCAACCUCGCAAGACGCUACAACUACGCUCCUACACCUACCAUUAGCAGAAGAAAUAACUACACCAUGGCGCAAACUCCCGCUACCCUCGCUACCAUCAACGACAACCCGAUGGCGCAACACGAUGGCGCAACACGAUGGCGCAACACGAUGGCGCAACACGAUGCGCUACUCGCUCACGACCUUCCCAAUCUCAUUAGCCACUUCGCUAAUGCCGAAGGCAAAACCGUCCUCUACGAGCACUUCGAACUCAUCAUGGAUUCUCUGCGAUUUGGCCGCGUACCAGCUAUCCACAAUCCCGCAGGCCUGCCAUUCGCGAGCCAGAGUGUCUCGUUGGAGGCAUGCGAUCUCAUCGUCGCCGAUGAGACGCAUGCCGCGAGGAUCCUACAGGGCCCCCGAGAGGCUCUAUACGGAAAGGUCCUGUUGAUCCGCAGCUCGGCAGAGGCGGUAUUGCAUCCAGACUCGCUUGCGAGUAUGAUAUCUGCUUUCGAGGAGGUUGUGGAAGUCGACAAAUUGCGUACGAAAGCACGAAAGGCAUUCGUUACAGUCGACGUUCAGGAUAUGACAGUUGAGCGUGGUUGUAGAGAGACAACCAGCGUGUUGCUUGAGAAAGUUGUCGAGGCGUUGAGGGAUACUACACCAUGGGUCCCUUGGUGGAAAGCCACCAAUCAACCUCCCUAAUAUUGCCUCAAGACCCAAACACUUCAUUGAACCGCGAAUUCUCACAACAUAUGCGGCGUUUGGAAUCAUCGAUAAGAUCACCAAUCUUUAUAAGAAUGUGAAAGGAAGAAGCUUGGGAAAGGCCAUUCCAUUCGAAUUCGAGGCCUGUCGCAAUUUCCAGAUAUUCGGACAGAAACUCACGUCGUCGUUGUGGCACAAAGACACCAUGGGAUUCGGUAUAUGGGUUCGAUGUAUGUUUGGCAAGAAAGUGUGGCCCGUCAUGGCCAACAUGACAGACGAUGACUGGAAGGGGUUCACGACCCUUGGUACCACCUGGAAACCUAGGGAUCAAUCCGUACCACUCAUUGUUCUACAUCCUGGCGAUGUAUUGGUGAUGCUUUCGGGCAAUCACAAUGUCCAUGCCCCCAUUACCUUGGAGGAUUGUCACAUGGAAGGAGGUAUGUUUUGGGACACUCGGUGCAUGGGAGCGAUUCUGGAGCAUAUCAAAGCACAGUUGGAGUACGAUAGCAUCAGCAAUGAAGACGUUCCUGCUUCAUUGAAGGAUAUUUUAUCGUAUUUGCGGAAUUUGAUCAAGAUUUCCCCGGCAAAUUUUGGUGUUGAGGAUGAUAAUGGAGAGGAGCUUAUUGGUCAGAUAGACGAGGUGCUCGCUUCCCAAUCAAACAAGCGAAAGCAGGGAAGGAUGAAUUGA